UGUAAAGGGGGCAGGACCGACGGCGCGUCUCGCGCUUCUCAUCCUCAUCACAGCGCGAGCAGAGGUGCGCAUCAGCGAGCGCGAGCGGGUCAUCCUGCGUUAUUCUGCUCGCUUCGAUUUCACAUUAAAGAUGAAAUAUUCAAUGUGUCGGAAUCUGAACAACUCACAUUUCACUUUCUCAAAACGGGAUAUAAUGUGACUGCGAUGCUUGAGAAAUCUUUCUUAACUAAAGGAGUCAUACAAUGGGCAAACUUCACUCAAAACAUGCUUGCAAACGUCGCGAAAACCCCGAAGGAGACAGUUUUGGAGUCAACGCUUUUAUUUCAAGAAGAGGCGUUGAAGACGGCACACCUGAGUCUCGUCGGAAAGAGUUUCAGAAGUGUGAGGGCAUUGAGCUGAAGGAUGGGCAGAUUUCAGAUCAUCGCUGCCCUCUAGAGGUGGUCCUGCCUCCAGAAAGAGUGGAGGGAUGUGAGCGUUUGCUGCCGUAUCUGAACGCUGACGUGACCUGCAGAGGACACAAGCGCAUCAGUAUAGAUGACGUGGAGUGUAACGUGUCUGUUGGUGAAGAUAACAGGCACGAGUGGGUCUUCACCCUCUACGACUUCGACAACAGCGGAAAAGUGACAAAGGAGGACAUGUCCAGUUUAAUGCAGAGCAUUUAUGAAGUUGUGGAUUCAUCUGUCAAUCAGUCCUGUAACAGCAAACGGAAGAGCCUCCGCGUCAAACUGUCCGUCACCCCUGAACCUGCAGCACGCAGAAAAGACGGCAAACAUCCUGCGACAGAGAGAGACGCACUUCGUUUGAGUCGCAUCGAGCCGUCUCAUCCAGAAGACAGACAGCCGUCACACAUCAGGGGCCAGAGUUGUGAACCUCAGGACAGAAAUCACUAUUGUGUGGAUGAAAACACAGAAAGAAGAAAUCACUAUCUGGAUCUGGCAGGAAUAGAGAACUACACCUCCAGAUUUGACAGUUCCUCUCCUCCUGCGGCCCCGCCAGCACAGACCUCACGAGGAACACAGUCUCAAAAUCGCUCCCGGUCCCACGAGCCCGAAGCCCACAUCCAUCGUCGCCGGUCGCAGGUCAUCCCUGAUCACUGUGUUCCUCUGGACCCCCGUGUACGUGGACCCCAGUUCAUCAAACCUCCCAAAGGGACGUCCAGAGGAGCGGGCGGCAACCAGGCGCUGAUGGGUGGAGGAGGAAAGACAAACAAGUGCCACGGGGGUCAGGACGUAUACCACCUCCCACAACAGCCUCAACCUCUGACGGGUCACCAGCACCCUCUUCAACACAGCCACAGUAAGAGGCUGAGAUCCAAAACCAGAGAACAGGCCCUGUCCCCCCCCAAACAACCCCUGCUGGACCGUGAGCAGUCACCCGGCAACGCCACCGGCCUUGUGGUCCCGGUAGUCAAAAGACACGAGCACCAUCAUCACCACGAACAUCAUCAUCAUCACCACUAUCAUCAUUAUCAGCAGACAUGAUUCUGCCGGUUCAUUGAUGGAAAAACUCUGCCCUAGCAAAACUGUGGAUGUUUAUUUGAGUCACAUGCCAUCCUUUGAAAUCGACACAAGGAUCCGUUCAAGCAAACAGCAGAAGUUUGGAUUUCUUUUACUAUCAGGGUCAUAAAGGUCAUUUCUUUUUUCAUGCUUGUACUUGAGAAGGUAUGUCUAUAAAAGCAAGAAUCAGACUUUCAGAAAUAUAUUCUGGUCAAGCUCAGGCACUUACACUUUAUUCAUCAUGAUUAUAUUUUAUUUACAAACUGACCUGAAAAUGAACCUGAUCGAAGUAAAGAAUGAACUGUCAAAGAUUUUUUUUAAGUAAUCUCUGGAAAUGUAAGAAAUCUCUUAGAAUUUAUAAUACUCACCAAUGUUUGUGAUGUUUUCCCCCCAAAAUAGGAAGGGACCAUUGUUGUUAUUAGAAUAUUACAAAAGACUAGCAAGAAUUAAAGUGAUGUUGUUGAGUACACAUAAAAACAGUAUAACAAAGAGAAGAAAUGUGAUUUACAACAUUAAAGAAUGCAAAUGUAAUAUUUUAUCCAAUGUAUUCAAACAUGAAAGCUGCAUGCUAGGAAUGACCCUAUCAUAUAAUGUAAAAUGAUAAACAAUAAGCCACGAUGCUAUGGAUUUUUUGUCUCUCUGUAAGUCUCAGGUGAACGGUGCUGCUCUUUAGUUUUUCUGGGAAAAGGGCUUUUUAUCCUUUGGGAGACCCACCAUGAGUGAAACACCAAAGGAAAUAUCACCACUGCCAGUUUUAAUGCAAACAAUGUCUUCCUGUAUGUUUAGAAGUAAAUAAAAAUAUAUGAAUAGUAACAUACGUAUGAUUAUACAGCAUAUUUAUCAUGGUUUAUACAUGUGCAUCUAUGUUUUAUAUAUAUGAAUAUUUUAAUAAAAUACUUAAUAGUUACUAUCAAGUGCAUUUGAGAUCUGCCUUUUAUUUUAUUAAAGAACAAACAAAAAGGUGUUAUCAAUGGAGAAUGCAUAUAAUUAUAUAGACCGUGUCAUCCGACGCGCGCGCGCCUGACCCCCAGUUAACUUCCGGUUUGUGUUUGGCUAGUGUAACAAAAUAACUAUUUAUAUUUUAUUUAAUUUGUGUUAAUAUCAAUUUGUAUUAUUAUUUUACUGUAUAAUGAUUGUAUUAAAUAAACGAUUUCUUUAAUCUU
Molecule: messenger RNA, 2659 nt
Organism: Triplophysa dalaica
Lineage: Eukaryota; Metazoa; Chordata; Actinopteri; Cypriniformes; Nemacheilidae
Gene: nkd2b
Product: NKD inhibitor of WNT signaling pathway 2b
Exons: 10
Coding region: 243-1481 (412 amino acids)
Biological process (GO): negative regulation of Wnt signaling pathway
Cellular component (GO): cytoplasm
Molecular function (GO): calcium ion binding
Source: RefSeq, a predicted model, not a curated record